Messenger RNA from Morus notabilis, 2279 nucleotides. RefSeq names its product transcription factor mef2A. Gene Ontology annotation, cellular component: nucleus. The record is from RefSeq and is a predicted model, not a curated record. The transcript is spliced from 7 exons. Gene Ontology annotation, biological process: regulation of transcription by RNA polymerase II. NCBI's taxonomy places the organism in Eukaryota, Viridiplantae, Streptophyta, Magnoliopsida, Rosales, Moraceae. Gene Ontology annotation, molecular function: RNA polymerase II cis-regulatory region sequence-specific DNA binding; protein dimerization activity; DNA-binding transcription factor activity, RNA polymerase II-specific. The coding region runs from base 75 to 1850 and encodes 591 amino acids.
ACUAGUGGAAUACUCAGGCUGCAUAUUUAAUUGUCUCCUCAUUAUUGAUUUUGCAUACAGGAAAGACAUCUCGUAUGUCACACCACCAAGUUUCCAACAUAUAUAUCUUCCCUCUUCUAAAUUCCGCAUUUCCCGUCCAUCAAACGAAGGGAAACAAACAAGAGAACAAAAAAAAAAAAAAAACCCUCCAGAGAUCAUCAUCUCAAUCAAACAUGGCUGAAGAAUGCGCAGAGAAUUCAGUAGCAACUUCUUCUUCCUUGGCCGUCGUGCCACAACCUAACUGGUGGGAUCUUCAUGGAGCUGGAUCGGCUCUCUCUUCAUGGUGUAAUAAUAAUAACAGUAAUACUACUUCGAGCAAUACUAAUAAUCUAAAUACAUGGCAUCACCAAGCUGCUCCGCCGCCUAACCCUAGUUCCAACUCCGAUGAGGAUGUUUCGAUCUCGACUUCCUUCACCACCAACGCCUCAAACCACUCGGGCCUCACCGUCGAAUCGUCUCGCCGCCUUGUGGAGCCGGCGGCUUCUUCCAGCGAUGACUUGAUUGCGCCCGAGCAGCAGGCUCCUUCCGAUAGUCAUAUUUGGAGCCAUGUCUUUUUAAAUGUUGGAAGUAAUGGAGAUUUGCAAAAUCAUCACGACGUGGGAGAGAACUUUCUGGACAUGUUAUCAUCCUCAAAGACCAUGUAUGAUCCGGCGUGUAAUUACUUGAAGAAGCUGGACAGUUCUUGGGAUCAUGACUUCUCAAACUCUUCGUCCACUUUCAACAACUUUACAGAUCACAAACCACUAAACGGUUUCAACGACACCAUGAAUGUUGAAAACGAAAGGCUAACAAAUAAGUUGUCAAGCCUCAUCAGCACAUGGUCUAUUGCACCACCCGAACCCGAAAUCAACGAUAAUCGCCUUUUUAGCCCUCAAACGUGCGAUAUCUCCUUGAGUUCUUCCAUGAAUCAUCAUCACUUCUCACAAUCACAUAAUCUUGGCCAGUUAAAGCCGACGCUUGGUGAUUCGGCCGGAUUGUUUCCUCCAUGUUAUUUUCAUAAUAUGAAGGUCGAAAACGGGCAUGGCGGUGGAGAGAUGGAAGCCCCAGCUUCGGCGGCCACCACCGGAGCCUUACUGAGGAGAUCCUUAAACAGUUCUAAUGGGUCUACUGGAUACCAAGUUGGCCUUAACGGCUCACCAAAUAUGGCCGUGGAUAACGUGAAAUACCAUUAUGGGAUGCCUAGUAAAAAUUUUGCAGAUGUUAUAUCUUUUGCCGGUCGAUUAGGAAAGCCCUUGAUUGCUACUGAUGGACCUAAUAAUAAGCCUUCUGUCAAGUCUUUGAGUUUGUCUGAUUCUAAAAAACAAGGUCUUCCGACUUCUUCUCCACAGACAAGAGGCAGUACCGGAAGAGGACAGGGAAAUACAAACAAUGAAGGGAAGAAGAAAAGGUCUGAAGAUACUAAUUCAGAAACAAGCUUGAAGAAACAGAAGCAAGAAAGUUCCACGGCUUCUUCAGCAAAGAUACAGGCACCAAAAGUCAAGCUUGGAGACAGGAUCACCGCCCUUCAGCAAAUUGUGUCCCCUUUCGGAAAGACUGAUACGGCGUCAGUGUUAUACGAAGCAAUUCAAUACAUAAAGUUUCUUCAAGAGCAAGUGCAGUUAUUGAGUAAUCCGUACAUGAAAACCAACUCACAUAAGGAUCCAUGGGGAAAUUUUGAUAGAAAGGACCAUUUUAAGGGAGAUCACGUAAAGCUUGAUCUGAGGAGUAGAGGUCUUUGUUUAGUUCCGGUGUCAUGUACGCCUCAGGUUUACCGUGAGAACACUGGAUCCGACUACUGGACUCCAACAUACCGGGGCUGUUUGUACAGAUGAAUAUUUUAGGUUCUGCCCUAUAAUUUUCUCGUAUUUCUUAGCUAGCUAGCUAAAUCACACUGAUAAGUGAAAACUGGUUUUGUUAUAUAUUAUAAUUAAUCGGGGAGGAGACAAAUUAUACUCUCUUAGAGUGCGUGAGUCUAAAUUUUUACUCAUUAUUCUUGAUUAAUGUUCUUUUAUAGUUAAAUAAUUAUAUCAAUUAAAAUGGUAUUAAUCAAGAAUAAGAAGUAAAAAUUAAGACUCAUGCAUUCUUAACGUCAAGUUCAGUAAUUUUGUCUAAUUAUAUCAGCAGUUUCAAAGUGACGCAUCCCAGUCCUAAAAGCCUAUCUGCAUGAGAAAUGAUCAGUCAACCAUAUAUAUGUAUAUAUAGUUGGUAGGUUAUUUGGUACUUAUAAUCUUCUUGUGAUCAAUAUUGUAUAACUUCAUGAG